Agrilus planipennis (emerald ash borer) is the source of this 1565-nucleotide messenger RNA. RefSeq lists its product as uncharacterized. NCBI's taxonomy places the organism in Eukaryota, Metazoa, Arthropoda, Insecta, Coleoptera, Buprestidae. The record is from RefSeq and is a predicted model, not a curated record. The coding region runs from base 220 to 720 and encodes 166 amino acids. The transcript is spliced from 2 exons.
GGUGCCAGGGUUUCUGUCGGGCUUACGCGCCUGUUGAAAACUAUACGUUGUUGUACCCACAACUCCGAUGGUUAAAUUCUAUUAAUAGAUAUAAAAGUGCCUUUUUUCCGAAAUUUUAAAAAGCGAAAAGAAGUUCAGUUCUGAGAAAUGAAAAAUAAAAUAAACUCUUGUAAUGUGUAAUCACCGAGGACUGUAUUGUAGGAUUUAAUUGUUUAUACAAUGCAAAGGGUUUUGAGUUUGGAGACAAGUCGAUGUACUGAUACUAGCGGAGAGUUUGUGUCAAAAAGACUUUGUGUUAGUUUCUUAUUUUCAAUCGCAUUUUUCGCCCUUCUUGGAGGCUACCUGUUAGGCAGAUACGCCACCGAAAGAGCCCUAAUCAUAAAGAAGAAAACAACGCUGGAAGAUAUUAACGUAGAAGAUUCAAAAUCCUUCGAAACCUUGUACCGUUUGUCCGAAAUAACUCAACAGAUACACAAUUCCACGAAAAUGUUGUCUACAUCACAACAGAAUUUGAAAAGUGAGCACAUAGAUGAAAUUUAUAAACAUAUCCAGUGCAAUAUUGAUUUCGUCAAAAUUCCUGAUAAAAUCCAGUUCCAAAAUGACGUACCAUUAGAAAUUAGCAAAAUAGUGCACAAUCAGUUGAAAUCCUUCGAAGAUUGUUACAAAACAGUGAGCGAACUGUUGGAACAAUAUGUUACCCCCGUUGAAAACAAUAGGUGAAAAAAUGACCCACAAAAAAUUGUUUUUAAAAGACUGUUCGUGGUGAAAUAAAAUAAUACACUUAUUAUGGAUGGAUUUAUAAAUGCAGAACACAGAUGUAAAUAAAAUAUUUGUUAUUCAGGUAUCAAUGAUAAAUUAUUUAAUUUUGUAUUAUUAAUGAGAAUAAGCAAUGCAUAUUAAAACAAGACAUGACAUUAAAGGCCUUAAAAUAAACGAAAAGACCGCAUCAGGAAUUUUUGCGACUUAAUAUUUGAUGUAUACAAAAUCUUAAAAUAAAAAAGUCAUCCAAUAGUCAUUGCUUUUAUAAAAAUAUCUAGGCAUAAAGUAACUCUCAAAAGUUUUCGUCAAGUUCAAAUGAUACUUUAGAACAUACAUUUUGAGUCCAGAAAAAUGCAAGUAAGUUUUUUGAUAGUACAGAUUUUAAUUAAAACGAAAAAGCUACUAGUUUUUCAAUACAUUUAAAAGUUUUUGAAAAUAUCAAUCAAAAUGCCAAAUCUUAAGGUUCCAAGUGCAAGUUAAGUCAGAAACUCGAAAACAUAAAAAGCACUCGUAAAUUAUAAUUUUUCUAUUUUUUAAAAAUAUUCUAGAAACUUUAAACUGCGACUAAUGUCCAAAAUAAAGUAAAAAAUUGUGUUAACAGCCUUUUAAUUCAGUUAAAAAAAAGGUAAAAAUGUGCCAAAUUCACACUUUUGGAGAAAUUAAAAUCAAAAGGUGUUACCUAAGAUGUUUAAAACUAUUCGACAUUUUAAAAAACAAGUACAUAUAGUCUUUUUAAUGCUAUAAUUUGUACCAAUAUAGAGCGAUAAUAAAAUUUAUUUAUAAAUCGAAAUAAAAUACCUAUAUAC